Molecule: messenger RNA, 1331 nt
Organism: Nyctereutes procyonoides (raccoon dog)
Lineage: Eukaryota; Metazoa; Chordata; Mammalia; Carnivora; Canidae
Gene: SKAP1
Product: src kinase associated phosphoprotein 1
Exons: 13
Coding region: 90-1181 (363 amino acids)
Cellular component (GO): plasma membrane; cytoplasm
Molecular function (GO): protein binding
Source: RefSeq, a predicted model, not a curated record
ACAGCCGCCUGCCAGCCCGCGGGCUUUGGCACCAGGCCUUCACGGCCGCUCUCCCGCCUCACACUCCGGCCUCCCCGCAGCCCGGCCAAAUGCAGGCCGUCGCCCUCCCCGAGGAGAUCGGUUGGCUCAUGGAAGAUGCUGAGGAGUUCUUGGCAGAAGGUUUGAGGAAUGAGAACCUCAGUACUACUGCAAGGGACCACAGAGACCAUAUUCUACGAGGCUUCCAGCAAAUCAAAACUAGGUACUAUUGGGAUUUGCAGCCCCAAGGUGGAGACCAAGCCGAAAGUUAUCUUGGACAAGACAGCUCUGAUGAUAACCAUAGUGGAACUCAUGGCCUGCCUCUCACAUCAGAUGCACCUUUUUUGCCUGAUUAUCAGGAUGAGGGAAUGGAAGACAUCACAAGAGGAGCUCAAGAACUUGAUAACAUCAUCAAGCAAGGUUACUUGGAAAAGAAAAGCAAAGAUCAUAGUUUCUUUGGAUCAGAGUGGCAGAAGCGGUGGUGUGUUGUCAGCAGAGGCCUCUUCUACUACUAUGCUAAUGAGAAAAGCAAGCAGCCCAAAGGGACCUUUCUCAUUAAGGGCUACAGUGUACGGAUGGCCCCCUACCUGCGAAAAGAUUCCAAGAAAGAAUCCUGCUUUGAACUGACCUCCCAGGAUAGGCGCAGCUAUGAGUUUACAGCUGCUAAUCCAGCUGAAGCCAGGGACUGGGUGGAUCAAAUAAGUUUCUUGUUAAAGGAUCUGAGCUCCUUAACCAUUCCGUGUGAAGAUGAGGAGGAAGAGGAGGAAGAGGAAGAGACGUAUGAUGAUAUUGAUGGCUUUGAUGCCCCAAACUCCGGUUCCCAGUGCAGACCUAUCAUCUUGCCUGGGAGUAUGGGGCCAAAAGAGCCCACAAAGGAGACAGAAGAUGAUAUUUAUGAAGUCUUACCAGAUGAAGAGCAUGAUCUGGAAGAGGAUCAGAAUGGCACUCCACAUAAAGGAGUGGACUAUACCAAUUAUUACCAGGGCCUAUGGGAUUGCCAUGGUGACCAGCCAGACGAACUGUCCUUCCAACGGGGUGACCUCAUCCGCAUUCUGAGCAAGGAGUAUAACAUGUAUGGCUGGUGGGUAGGAGAACUGAACAGCCUCAUUGGGAUUGUUCCAAAGGAGUAUCUCACCACUGCCUUUGAAAUGGAAGAAAUAUGAAGCCCAGCCUUGUCACAGAGAAGGUGAGAGACAAGGAAACCUUCAGAGGAGGAAGUUGUGAGCUGUGUCGGCUGAUUUGAAAAGCGUAAAUAAACUUCAUAUUCGGUUCCCAGCAGUGUGUGAUAGUGUCCAAUUUCCUUAUGUAGUGUU